Molecule: messenger RNA, 840 nt
Organism: Equus caballus (horse)
Lineage: Eukaryota; Metazoa; Chordata; Mammalia; Perissodactyla; Equidae
Source: RefSeq, a predicted model, not a curated record
AUGGUCAAUUCCACCAUGGUGACUGAGUUUAUCCUCACAGGCUUUGAUGAUUGCUGUAAGCUGAGGUUACUGCAAGCUCUGGUAUUCCUACUCAUGUACCUGGCUACUAAUUUAGGGAAUCUUCCAAUUAUCACUGUCACCACCAUCGACCAGAAACUGCACACUCCUAUGUACUUCUUCCUCAGGAAUCUAUCCAUCUUGGACAUGUGCUACAUUUCUGUUACUGUCCCUAAUGCCUGUGCCCAAUCUCUCACUGGCAAGAGGACCAUUUCUGUGGCUGCAUGCGCAACUCAGAUCUUCUUGGUCAUUUACUGUGCAUAUGUGGAGGUGUUUCCCUCUAUAAUGGCCCAAGAUCGCUAUGUGGCAAUCUGCCAGCCUCUCUGCUACCCAAUUAUCAUGAACCACCAAUUCUGUGUCCAAAUGACACUGGCUUCUCUACUCAGUGGUCUUGUCUAUGCAGGUGUGCACACUGGCAGCACAUUCCAGCAGCCUUUCUGUAAGUCCAAUGUGAUCCACCAGUUCUUCUGUGACAUCCCCUCACUGCUGAGGCUCUCCUGCUGUGACACCUUUAGAAAUGAACUCUUAAUUUUUGUUUCUUCCAUAGGGAUAUGUGGUAGUUGCUUUAUCUUCAUUGCUAUAUCAUAUACAUGCGUAUUGUCUAUGGUACUCAAGUUUCCAACAAGAGAGCAAGGGAAGGCCUUUUCCACCUGCAUCCCUCAUAUCCUCCUGGUGUCUGUCUUCCUCAGUUGUGGUUUCUAUGAGUACCUAAGGCCUUCAGUAAACUCUGAAACAACUCAGGACAUGAUUUUUUCUGUAUUUUAUACCAUAGUUCCUCCAUAA